Messenger RNA from Loa loa (African eye worm), 450 nucleotides. RefSeq lists its product as hypothetical. Lineage: Eukaryota; Metazoa; Nematoda; Chromadorea; Rhabditida; Onchocercidae. Gene Ontology annotation, biological process: fatty acid metabolic process. The record is from RefSeq and is a predicted model, not a curated record. Gene Ontology annotation, molecular function: medium-chain fatty acid-CoA ligase activity. The annotation marks the transcript as partial. The transcript is spliced from 5 exons.
AUGGGUAGUUUGAGUGCAUGUGUUCAUUUGCAAACUUGCGUAUUUCCAGCGCCAUCCUUCGAUGCUCUAGCUGCUAUUCAAGCUAUACAUGAAGAAAAAUGUACGGCAAUUUAUGGUACUCCAACUAUGUAUAUUGAUAUGCUGAAUCAUCCUCAAUAUAAACAAUAUGAUUGCACAUCGAUAACAUCAGGUUUUGUAGCCGGAGCGCCAUGUCCCAUAGCAUUAUGCCAAAGACUUGUGAACGAAUUGGGUAUGCGUGAUUUGCAGGUAUGUUACGGUACAACAGAAACUAGUCCAGUAUCUUUCAUGUCACUUAGAGAAGAACAACCGGAAGACCGUGUCAAGUCUGUUGGCUAUAUUAUGGAUCACCUUGAAUCUGCUGUAGUCGAUAGUGAAGGAAUUAUUCUACCGCGUGGCGAACGUGGUGAAGUACUCGUUCGUGGUUAUUCC